GGGUCUUCUCUUGUUGUCCAUGUGCGGAGGGACGUGUUGGUGAUGGGUGGCACGGAGAAAAAGAAGUAUGAGCGAGGAGCUGCCACAAACUACAUUACUAGAAAUAAAGCCAGGAAGAAGCUGCAACUUAGUCUUGCAGAUUUCAGGCGACUAUGCAUUCUGAAGGGUAUUUAUCCUCAUGAACCGAAACACAAGAAGAAAGUUAACAAAGGUUCAACAGCUCCACGCACUUUCUACCUCUUCAAAGAUAUCAAAUUCUUACUGCAUGAGCCUAUAGUGAAUAAAUUUCGUGAUUAUAAAGUAUUUGUCCGGAAAUUACGGAAGGCCUAUGGAAAGGCUGAAUGGGAAACCGCUCAAAAGCUUCAGGAGAAUAAACCUGUGUACAAGCUAGAUCAUAUUGUCAAAGAAAGGUAUCCUACCUUCAUAGAUGCACUCCGUGAUCUUGAUGAUGCCUUGUCUAUGUGCUUCCUAUUUGCCACAUUCCCUCGCACGGGUAAAUGUCACGUACAUACAAUUCAGUUAUGUCGGCGCCUGUCUGUGGAGUUUAUGAAUUUUGUUAUUGCCUCCAGGUCACUUCGAAAGGUAUUCUUAUCUAUCAAAGGAAUUUAUUAUCAGGCUGAAAUUCUUGGUCAACUGAUAACUUGGAUUGUGCCCUAUACGUUUGCACAUGAUCAUCCCACAGAUGUGGACUAUAGAGUGAUGGCAACAUUCACAGAGUUUUUCACAACCCUUCUUGGAUUUGUCAACUUUAGACUGUACCAGAGCGUCAAUCUUCUUUAUCCCCCAAAGCUUGAAAACAAUGCUGAAGAAAGUGACCUGAAGCAAGACAAUGAAGAGAAAUAUGCAAUGGAUUCUGAAAGUUAUAUGGAGAAAUUGGCUGCGCUGGGUGCAAGUUUAGCUCGUGUGAUAUCCUCAAGUGAAGACGAUGACGUGGUACCUGAUGAGUUCCCUGCAGAAGAUGAAAACGCUGUACUGCUUGAAGAGAGGCAAAAAGAACAACAAAUGCUAGAAAAACAGAAGAAGUUGUUUGAGGGGUUAAAGUUUUUCUUAAACCGAGAAGUUCCACGUGAAUCACUGGCAUUUGUCAUAAGGUGUUUUGGAGGCAAGGUAUCAUGGGAUAAAUCACUUUGUAUAGGUGCGACCUAUCCUGUAACAGAUGAUACCAUUACUCAUCAGAUUGUGGACAGGCCAAAUCUGGAUAAGCAGUUUAUUAACAGGUAUUAUAUCCAGCCUCAGUGGGUCUAUGAUAGUGUUAAUGCUAAAACACUUCUUCCUGUAGAAGCUUAUUUUCUGGGAGUAAUCUUACCACCUCACCUGUCCCCAUUUGUGGAGGAGAAAGAAGGAGACUAUAUUCCACCAGAGAAACUCAAACUCUUGGCCAUUCAGAGAGGCGAGAGCACAUAUGAAAGCCAAAAUGAAUCCGAAGAGGAUGAACAGGAUGAUGAGUCUGAGGAUGAAGAAGAUGAGGAUAUGGAUGAAACUGAAAAGCAAGAUGAAGAAAUGCUGAAGAAAAUGGAGGCUGAGAAGGUGAAAAACAAACAACUGAAUGUGAAAGUCACUGCAGGAGCAGUCAAGCUGGAAAACAAAACAGAAGCAUCUCAACGAGAACAAGCUGAAGAGAAGCGCCUAGCUAUCAUGAUGAUGAAGAAAAAAGAGAAGUAUUUGUACAACAAAAUUAUGUUUGGCAAGAAGAGAAAAGUUCGUGAGAGAAACAAGUUGGCAGCUAAGAGGAAGGCUCAUGACGAUGUACUUAAAGCUGAGAGAAAGAAGCACAAAAAAGUUAAAUUACAGUAAAAUACAGAGGAGCAUUGCAUAUUUGAGAUUUUAAACUAAAUUCGGAUAAGUUUGUCGAUACAGAUUCUGUGAAUAGUCAUCGGCUAUGAGAUACCCUUCUUUCACUGAGGCAGUUUCAUUGUCUCCUGGAUUUUGAAGGUUGCUAUUUAGAAAGAACUCUGUAAAAAAUAAUUUAAGACUUUUCUACAAGAGUACUUGUAAAGUGUAAGAUUAAAAUGUUGUCCUCACAGGACAUGUCUUAUGUUUGUCAAUUUCUCAUCCUAUUAAAUCAACUUCUAUUUUUAAAAUCCAGGAAUGCCCCUUUGGCAUUAUAAAGUGUUGUAAGCAGAAAAUGUUGAUCUGAAAUAUCUAAUGCCUCUGUGCAGUUUAAACUUGAAUUGAUGAAUGGGGAAAGCCAAAAUUGGAAUCCGAUGUAGUUUGACAACUGCAGAUGGAAUCUUGUGGAAAUGGUGGGUCUUCCCAUCCACAAUGUUAUGUUCCAUACACCACCUUGUGGGGCGCAGAAGCAGGUCUUUUUCCAGGGUGAAGACCCCUGGGAAUGGAAGUCCUGACUGUUCUUGUGUAAUCAGCAGUGUCACUGAGGUGCCAUUGACUGCUGCUGGUAUGACACCCGCGAUGAUCUUUAAUAGAAUAGAGAUCUGGAUGAUCAAUUGCAUGUGGAGGAGACACAUGAAUUUGGUAUUGGCUUUCACCUCCCCUUCCCAACAACCAAUAUAUCCCUCAGACAUUGAAUUCUUUGAACUAGGCAUUUCCCUUCCCCUUCCCCCCCCCCCCCCCCAGCCUCCCGAGUUUCCUUGUUGUCUCCCUGGAUGGCAAAUGCCCCGUGCAUUCCUCAACCCGCCCCAACCUUUACAAGAUAAGCAGCUGUUAUCCCAAUUGGUACUGAAUUAAUAUCUGCUUUGGCAGGAUGAGGCUCUAACUGGGAAUUAAUUGCCUGUUCAGCCUAAAUUGGCAGCGUGGCAGGAAGACUGUCCAGCAUAGAAUUAAUCCGGCUGUAGGUGGCCCGACGCCCACCCAUCAAUCCCUCCACCUGAUUAAAUUCUAUCCACUGCCACAGGUCAGAUUACAAAAUUCCUCCCAGUGUGUGGUCUGACAGUUGGUGUACACUUUUUAUAUUGUAAAUUUGUUUUUUCUAUCAUCAUCACUUUAAGAUUUCUGGUUGUCUCAUUUUAAUUUGAACACUUUGUCAUUUAGUGACACUUAAUUGAGAACUAGCUAGCCAAAUGAAUGAACUUGUCACCAUUUAAGAUUAAACAAAGUAUAUAAAGCAA
Molecule: messenger RNA, 3065 nt
Organism: Hemiscyllium ocellatum (epaulette shark)
Lineage: Eukaryota; Metazoa; Chordata; Chondrichthyes; Orectolobiformes; Hemiscylliidae
Gene: pes1
Product: pescadillo
Exons: 15
Coding region: 43-1794 (583 amino acids)
Biological process (GO): ribosome biogenesis; maturation of LSU-rRNA from tricistronic rRNA transcript (SSU-rRNA, 5.8S rRNA, LSU-rRNA)
Cellular component (GO): PeBoW complex; nucleolus
Molecular function (GO): RNA binding
Source: RefSeq, a predicted model, not a curated record